AUGGCGACAUCGUCAUGGCAAGUGGAUGAUUUGGGGAGUGUUGCUGAUCAAGCAUGCUGGGCUCUCUUUGCAGUAACUGCUGUUAUUGUAAUCCUUAGAGUUAUAUGUCGACUCUUUUUGAAACGAGGACCCCACGGCGGCAUCGGUCUAGACGACUAUAUCACCAUCUUCUGCGUUCUCGUACUUCUCGUAACAUGCGUGCUAGUCAAUAUUGGGUCCUCCCAUGGUCUAGGCAGACACAUGAAGACACUUGAACCAGAACAAAUCGUGCAAGCCAACAGAUGGAACGUCAUAAUCAGCUCCGUCCUAAUAUGGUCGUUCUCACUACCCAAAUUUGCCAUGGUGGCUAUUCUAAAACGAAUUCUCAGUUACGGAUUAAAAACGACGAUUGUCUUCUGGUUCCUGGCCCUCUCGUCCCAAGCUUGUAUCCUCGCCACGUCGGUAUGGUGGUGGAAGCAGUGCACACCCAUCGAGCGAGGAUGGGACCGCACAAUCGAAGGAACCUGUGCGCCGGUGAGCGUGCUGGCAAACCUGGGAUAUUUCACUUCUGCUUAUUCGGCGUUUCUUGAUAUUUUCUUUGCCAUGUAUCCGAUACCCUUUGUUAUGCGGCUCAAUAUGCCACUCAAGUCACGAAUCGCGGUUUCAGUGGCACUUGGGCUGAGCGCGCUUGCUUGCAUUGUGUCCAUUUAUAAGUUGGCGAUUUUUGGGGAGAUUUUUGAGAUUCUCGCCGUGGAUCCGACAUAUCCAGUACCGUAUCUUGACAUCCUCGGAGUUGCGGAAGGCUCCAUUCUGCUCAUUUGUGCAUCUCUUCCCACGCUGGGACCGCUCGUCCGCUUGGUACGAGACCAAUUCACCACACAUCGGAGCUCGAGACAGCAGUCAAACAAAAGCGAAGGUAGUUCUCGUGUCAUUGGAGGCCAAUGGUCAGGGUACAAGGGCCAGAAACUUGAUGAUGGAGAGCACACGUCUAUCAACGACAGGUCUAUCAAUGGUAUGCUUUCCAGCGUAGACGACAUCCCGCUGGUUUCAAAGUCGGAAGACAGGGACGUUGAAUCAGGCAACGUCGUUGGCAACACGAAGUCCGAGCAUGUUCAAGGGCUUCCGAAGGCGACCAGGAUGUGA
Messenger RNA from Pochonia chlamydosporia 170, 1122 nucleotides. RefSeq lists its product as hypothetical. Bases 1 to 1122 code for a protein of 373 amino acids. The record is from RefSeq and is a predicted model, not a curated record. The transcript has 3 exons. NCBI's taxonomy places the organism in Eukaryota, Fungi, Ascomycota, Sordariomycetes, Hypocreales, Clavicipitaceae.